Columba livia (rock pigeon) is the source of this 2970-nucleotide messenger RNA. RefSeq names its product TATA-box binding protein associated factor, RNA polymerase I subunit C (gene TAF1C). Gene Ontology annotation, molecular function: RNA polymerase I core promoter sequence-specific DNA binding; protein binding. Gene Ontology annotation, cellular component: fibrillar center. NCBI's taxonomy places the organism in Eukaryota, Metazoa, Chordata, Aves, Columbiformes, Columbidae. The coding region runs from base 102 to 2942 and encodes 946 amino acids. The record is from RefSeq and is a predicted model, not a curated record. The transcript has 14 exons. Gene Ontology annotation, biological process: transcription by RNA polymerase I.
GUGGCGGGGCCGUUCCCGCGUGGGCACCGGCCGGCGAGCGCUCUCGGAAUCAGGACCCCCGUGACCCCCGGCCCCAGCGCCCCCAGCCCGGUACCGGCCGCAUGGAGUUCCCGGACACUCUCUUCCCCUCCUACUUCGGCGCCGGCCCGCUCCGGGAGGUGUGGGGCCCCGCUCCGGCCUCCGGUUGGGGCGAGCGCGGGCAGGUGCUGGAGGCUGGUCCCGGGCGCCGCCAGUGCGGGACGGCGUUCGUGCCCCGCCGCGGGAGGACGGGCGAGAGCUGGGAACCCGCCGAGGCUGCCGCCGUGCCCGUGCUGCCUCCCAACGCCGGCUGCUGGAUCCCCAUGCUCACACAGCAGGACAUCCCCUGCCGUGGCAUUCUGCACAAGAAGCUCCGGGCAGGCAAGUUCAGAGCUGCCCUGGACUUCACCAAACAGCUGAGCCAUUUCUUUGUGGAUCACCCAGAAGAUGUAUUUGGCUCUCUGGGGCAGCUGCUGCACAAGAACUUCUUCUUGGGUGACUCCAAGCUGACGAGAACAGCCCGGGACACCACCAUCCGGAUGACAGCCCUGAGGAAGGAUAUUGAACGUCUGGAGGCCAGGCGUGGCUGCACCCAGGAGCACCUCGUUCCCCGCCUGCGCUGGUUCUCUCACGUCUGUCGUGACUGGCUCUUUGAGGUGCCACUGGGAGUUCUGGGGGACUAUGUGCACGAGGAGCUGCUACUGCAGUGUGCCGACCUGCUCUUCAAUGACAGCCGUACUGGGGGGGCGCUAGCAUGGCUGCCCCCCGAAGACGCAGGAGCACGCACAGGCCGGCUGGUGUACCCCGGAGGACAGGCCAUGAACCACCUCUAUUUCCAGGACGUGGUGCUGGAGGAGCUGCCCCGUGCCUGGGGCUCCCCGGCGCAGUUUGAGCUCAAUGGGUGCAUCCGGCAAGUAGAUGCUGCCCGAGUGGAUGGGGAAGAUUUUGUUGGCGUCCGCUCAGACUAUCACUGUGGCAUUUGGAGGGUGCCGGGCAGGAUAGGGGCAGCCCCCACCCCGCUGCAGGUCAUCCGCACCAGCGUGCCUGCCUCCUGCCUCACCGUCAGCCCUCACCUCCCUGGGGAGCUGGCUGUCUGCACCCAGAGUGGAGCCGUCUACCUCUGGAGCAUCGAGACAGGGCUCCAGCGGCUCCGCCAUGACCCUCAGACAAUGUUUUUUCGGGAUCAUUCACCCUGGCGCUGGAGCGACUUCACUGCACACCCGCGGGUGCUGAGCUGCGCUGACCGCACCGGCCUGCAGUGCCUGGAUGCCCGGGCCCCCGAGAGAUGCCACUUUGACUUGUUCAAGGUGGGUGAGGAAGCCGACUGCCAGCAGGGCGAGCGUGUCAUGCUGCCCAUGUACCUGGGCAGGGCUCACCCCUCUCAUCACCUCGUCACCACCCAGUUCUCCGUGUAUGUGAUGGAUGAGCGGUUGCCACUGGUGCCCAUGCUGAAGUGGGUGCACAUGAUGAAAGCCCCCCCUCUCUUUGCCCACCUGACACCGGGGGAGUCUGGGAGGAGCCAUAAGGUUCUGCUUGGUGCAUCCAGCACCCAGGAACUGCUGCUGCUGCAAUACCAAGGGGGCAGCCGGUCAGCCUGCCAGCUGGUGGGGCCUCCACAGAAAUUGCACAGCAUCGCUGGCUGCCUGCAGCACCUGCCAACGCAGCUCCCACACCGCCACCACCUGCUCCAGCAGCGACUUGGUGCCCCGGCUGCUGGGCUGGCUGCCACACUACAGAAGGACAGGUUGCAGGAGUCGUUGCUGGUUUUCCAGCUCUCCGAGGCUGGGGAUGUCUUCUGCCAGAGACUGACGCACAAGAUGGCACAGCCCCCUGUGCCCACCUCCGUGGAUGAGACUGCAACAGCUCCCGGCUCUUCCCCUCUCUUUGAGGAUCCAGCCAGCAGCUCACUGGGCUCGGGCAGUGAGGAAGAAGAAGAGAAAGAGGAAGAGCAAGAGAAAGAGGAAGAGCAAACCUUCUACUUGUCUGACUUGGAGGUGAUUAGCAAUGAGGAGGAGGAGGCUGCAGGCACACCAGCAGCUCCAGAGGAAGCUGAACUGCCCCAGGAGCCCUGUGCCAGCCCGCAGCCCUCUCUGGCAGCACCCAGCCCGGGCGCAGUGCUGCGUUACCGCCGCUGGCUGAAGGCUCUUUUCAAGGUCUGUGGGGAGCCUCCCCGGCACUACUGGCUCCCCAUCCUCAGCCAGAAGCGCCUCUUCAUCCGCAAAGAGCUGCAAAGCCCAGCGGGCCCCACCACACUGCAAGGGCAGGUGCGCCAGCAGCUGCGUCAGGCCAUGCGGGAAAAGGGCCGCAUCCAGCGCUGGGACAUGCCCGGCGCCCUCACCCCUAGCCUGACACAGCACCCGGAGCUGGCAGAGGGGGUGGACACGCUGAGCACCCGUCUGACGGCAGCCUGGUCAGGGGACUGGGUCCAGUGGUGGGAGGCGAGGACGAGCUUCAGCAUGGCGCAGAGGCGGCGGGCACUGCGGGAGCGGCGGCGGCAGCAGAAGCGAGCCCGCAGCCGGUGCAGCCUUUCGGCCAGCUUCACCUCCUCUGUCACCUACCAGUCUGAGCUCUCGGAGCUGAGUGAUGCAGCCCCCCCGCCACUGUCCCCCGGCCCUCCCCCUGUGCUGGCCCAGGAGGGCUCCCCACUGCGCGGCAGCACCCCGGCAUCCCCAGCUCCCGACGAAGCCCUGCUCUCCUCGCAGAGCCUGCGCAGCCGCGGCAUCCCCAAGGAGCGGCGGAAGACGCUGCGGGACUACCUGGCGGUGUGGGCCGAGAGCCCCACUGAGCCCCCAGAGUCCCCCGGGAGCCAGGCCAGCCAACUCUGCAUCCCCUCCUCCCAGAGCCAGCACUGCAUCCCUUCCUCCCAGAGCCAGCUCUCCUCCGCCUCCCAGCCGCGACGCAAGCGCCCACGCAUGGGCUUCUGAGGGCCCAAUAAACCCGGCAAAGACCUGC